Messenger RNA from Lasiodiplodia theobromae, 3141 nucleotides. Its product is annotated as Pyridoxal-dependent decarboxylase domain protein. Gene Ontology annotation, molecular function: pyridoxal phosphate binding; carbon-carbon lyase activity. The transcript is spliced from 8 exons. The coding region runs from base 1 to 3141 and encodes 1046 amino acids. The record is from RefSeq and is a predicted model, not a curated record. Gene Ontology annotation, biological process: carboxylic acid metabolic process. Lineage: Eukaryota; Fungi; Ascomycota; Dothideomycetes; Botryosphaeriales; Botryosphaeriaceae.
AUGGCGGACCAGAACAGCACACACAACGCCAUCAGUGCGUACUUCAUUGGUCCCAAGGCCGAAAACCUUGACAACUUCCGCGGGAAUGUGAAGAUCAUCCUUGAUGAGUUGGAGCAUGCCAGGAAGAGAUAUGCGGCGAACAAUGAAGACCCGGACUUCAUUUCGGACCAGGCGAAGGAGUCGCCUGAGUAUGCGUAUGUGUCGGCAAAAUUCCAGAAGGCGGUGCGUAACACGGCCAAGCUGCUGGGAAAGCACUCGGUGCCGUUCUGGUCACCCCGCUACCAAGCCCACAUGUGCACGGACAUGACGAUGCCUGCAUUGCUCGGGUAUUUCAUGACGAUGAUUUACAACCCGAAUAAUGUCGCACUUGAAGCAAGCCCUAUCAGCACCAUUGCAGAGGUGGAGGUGGGCGAGCAGCUGUGCGAGCUGUUCGGGUACAACAACGAUCCCAACAAACGCGAGCCGGUUGGCUGGGGACACAUUACCUGCGAUGGCACUGUAGCCAAUCUCGAGUCUAUCUGGGUUGCACGGAACCUCAAGUUCUACCCGUUCUCACUGAAGUGGGCCAUGGAGGAGAAUGGACCUCUGAGCUUCAUCCCUGAAGACUUCAGCGUCCGUACGUGUCAAAACGUACUCAAACCGUUCAGGGCGCUCGACAACUGGGAGCUGCUCAACCUGCGUCCCAAAACCAUCCUCGACAUCCCCGAGCAGCUGCGCACCCGCUACAAAAUCUCCCCGACCUUCCUCCAAAAGGCUCUCGACGAGUACAACAUCCAAACCUGCGGCAAGCACGAGCUGCAGAAGCACUUCAACAUCGACCAAGCCCCGACCAUCAUGGUCUCAUCCACACGCCACUACUCCUGGCCCAAAGGCGGAGCCAUCGCCGGCAUCGGCUCCGGCAACAUCAUUGGCAUCAAAGUCGACAACGCGGCGCGCGUCGACCUGACGGACCUCGAGGCGAAGCUGAACGAGCACCUGCGCGACUCCCGCGCCGUGUACGCCGUCGUGGCCGUCAUCGGGUCGACCGAAGAAGGCGCCGUCGACCCGCUGCAGAAGAUCCUCGAGCUGCGGCAGAAAUUCCAGGCGAAGGGCCUGUCGUUCCUCGUGCAUGCUGACGCGGCGUGGGGAGGGUAUUUUACGACGAUGUUGCGGAAGGCGAAGAGGGAGUUUAUGCCUGCGGGGUUGAAGAAGAAGGAGAAGGCUGCCAGUAGCGAUGGUACUUCUGAGAGGUUUGCUCGCCUGGCUGUCGCGGAGGAGGAGGACGAUGAUGAAGGGUCUGAUGGUGGCUCAGACGCGGAUGCGGCGUCGGAUAUCUCGGUUGUGCAUCCGGGUCGUGAGCCUGGGUCUGACGGGUUUGUGCCGGGGUUGAGUUUGCGCGUUGAGACGCAGAGAGAUCUCGCGGCGCUGCGAUAUUGCGAUUCAGUUACUGUUGAUCCGCAUAAGGCCGGGUAUAUUCCGUAUCCGGCGGGCGCCCUUGCGUAUCGCGAUGGACGCUCGAGGCACCUGGUUACGUGGACCAGCCCAUACUUGUCGAGGGGUUCGGUGACGAGUAUUGGUAUUUAUGGCGUUGAGGGGAGUAAGCCUGGCGCGUCUGCUGUCUCGACUUGGCUCUCGAACAAAUGCAUCGGACUCCACGAAAAGGGCUACGGUGCUCUGAUGAGUGAAGUUUGCUUCACUUCGUCAAUGUUCUCGGCUCUGUGGGCUGCAAUGACUCCCGAUAAGGAGCAUGGCUUCAUGUGUAUCCCUUUCAACAUGCUCCCCUCGGAAUCCGCCGGUGGAAGCGGCGUGGACGCCGAGAAGAAGAGAAUCCGCAGCGAAAUCCUGGAAAAGGAAAACACAGAGAUCGUGAAGGACGAGUCGGCAAUGAAGCUCCUGCGCUCGCUCGGAUCCGACCUGAACAUCAACGCCUUCGCCUUGAACUGGUACGAUGAGAAGGGCAACCCUAAUGAAGACGUUGAAGAGGCGAACUACCUUAUGGAGCGUGUCGUGAAGAGGCUCUCUAUCGAAACUCCGGACGAUAAGCCUACGAAGAUACCCUUCUACCUCACCUCCACCGAGUUCGAGCACGAGCUUUACGGUGACUGCGCUGCUAACUACAAGCGCCGACUUGGGUUGGACGCCUCGACCCAGCAGCCAGUAAUGGUGCUGAGGAACGUUGUUAUGAGUCCGUUCCCAACUACCCGAGGAUUCCUCAAGACCGUCGAGAAGACCUUCAUCGACGUCGUGAAGGAGGAAGUCGAGGUCUGCCGCAAGCGCAACAACGACGCGCCGGACUACCACAGCUUCCUCAUCCACGGCGACAAGCGCAUCUACCUCUCCUACCGCACCAUGUUCCACAUCGGCAGCCACCGCCGCCAGCUCAUCGUCGCCGCCGAGCUGGACGAGCACGGCCUGCAGGUCUACCGCGACUGCAAGACGGCGACCGAAGACCCGCUCAUCCUCAAGACGGCCACCAAGAUCGACCUGACCCGCGUCGUUGCCAACCGUGGCUCCUUCACCGCAAACCUCACCACCGCAUCCCACGGCAUCCUCCACCCCGACAUCACCGUCCGCAUCACCGCCGUCCUCAUCAACCGCUCCCUCGACUCCGCGUCCCGCGACGAUGCCUAUCCCUCCGGCCUCAUGCCGUUCUACCUCUACGGCACGCCCGACGAGCUGCACGUCGACCACAUGCUCGUGCGGCACGACGACAAGGGCCACAACAUCGCGCUGAGCGCCGGCAACAUCACUCUCGACGGCGUCGAUCCCGAAGCUUUGCGUAACGAACUGCGUGACGGCGAACGCGCCGUCGUAGCGACGUUCGUCGGCACGCACGAGGCGGCGAUGCAGCCGUUCCCGGAUACCGACGCGGAGGUGCGGGAUGACCCGAGCUUCUUCUUCCGGGAGGGGGCGCGGUUUGAGCGGGUGGAGUUGUGGCGGGAUCCGUACGGGCCGGAGGUGAGGACGCGGGGGUUGUUGAGGGAGUUGGGGAGGAAUGAGGGGUUAAGGUUUGCGGCGGGGGCGACGGUGACGCUGGCGGCGGAGGAUGUGGUGGCGGAUGUGGAGAAGUUGAAUCGCGAUCCGUGGGCGACGCCGAAGAGUGUGAAGGUGACGAAGUGGCGCGAGAAAUUUUCGAGGAUUGGGAGGGAUAAGAAGAGGUAG